GGCCGGCGGGAGGCUGCGGGGCCGGGCCAGCGCUGCGGAGCCGCCCGCUCCCGCCCCACCUCCACGCCGCCAGCGCCCACCGUUGAGGGGCAGCGGCGAGAGCGGCGGUACCGGGAUGCGGCGGAGAGCGGGAGCGAGGCCUCGACGGCGAUGGCUGCUGCUGGCGGCCCUGCUGGGGGCUCUGUGUUGCGCCGCAGCGGGGAGCGGCGGCCGGCGGCGAGCGGCCAGUCUAGGCGAGAUGCUGCGGGAGGUGGAGGCGCUUAUGGAGGACACGCAGUACAAGCUGCGCAACGCGGUGCAGGAGAUGGAAGCUGAAGAGGAAGGGGCAAAAAAACUAUCAGAAGUAAAUUAUGAAAACUUGCCUCCCAACUACCAUAAUGAGUCCAACAUGGAAACCAGAAUUGGUAAUAAAACUGUUCAGACUCAUCAAGAAGUAGAUAAGGUUACAGAUAACAAAACUGGAUCAACAGUUUUUUCUGAGACAGUUAUUACAUCUAUAAAGGAUGGAGAAAACAAAAGAAAUCAUGAAUGUAUCAUUGAUGAAGACUGUGAAACAGGGAAAUACUGCCAGUUCUCCACCUUUGAAUACAAAUGUCAGCUCUGUAAAACCCAGCAUACACGUUGCUCACGGGAUGUUGAAUGCUGUGGAGAACAGCUCUGCGUGUGGGGCCAGUGCAGGAAAUACACUUCAAAAGGAGAGAACGGCACCAUUUGUGAGAACCAACAUGACUGCAACCCUGGAAUGUGCUGUGCUUUUCAGAAAGAUCUACUGUUUCCUGUGUGCACUCCAUUACCUGAAGAAGGUGAACCCUGCCAUGAUCCUUCAAACAGACUUCUCAACCUGAUUACCUGGGAACUGGAGCCUGAUGGUGUGCUUGAGCGAUGCCCAUGUGCAAGUGGCUUGAUCUGCCAGCCUCAGAGCCACAGCACUACAUCUGUGUGUCAAGCGUCUGCCAAUGAAACCAGGAAUAAUGAAAAAGAAGAUCCCUUAAUCAUGGAUGAGAUGCCAUUUCUCAGCUUGAUACCCAGAGAUAUUCUUUCUGACUAUGAGGAAAGCAGUGUCAUACAGGAAGUGCGUAAAGAAUUAGAAAGUCUGGAAAACCAAGCAGGUCUGAAGCCUGAGCCUGACUCUGCUCAUGACCUCUUUUUGGGAGAUGAAAUCUGAAAGUUCAAACACCAGUUUAGUUUGCUAUUUCUAGAAAUUUUUGAUUAGUGUCUUGCUUGUGUAAACCCUAAACACACUGCUGGAUAGAGUGCAAUAAAUAAGGUCUUCAGUAAGCAUCCUUCUUUGUGCACCAAACCUGCAUGUUCAAAUUACUGUUGAAUUCAUUCAAAUCCUUGGACCAAUCUUUUGUCAAAGACAAACAGGAAAUAAAUCAAGUGUUCCUUCUGGAUUAGUACUUUUCCCCUGUACAUUAGAAAGUCUUACCAGUACUUAUACCCAUUAAAAAAAUACACAAGUGCAAAAUAAGCUUUAAGUUUUUAGUAACUGCAGAAGUGACUUCUGAGUACGUAUAUUGAGAAUAAUUUCUUUUUCUGCUGUAAGAACCAUCUGCUUUGGACUGUUAGUAAUUGAUUUUAAGCAAUUUUUCUUUAUUUUCAUUAGAAAAUACAGUCAGUGAAGCUGCAACAUACAGAUUCUGGGUGUCAUGUUCUCCCAACCAUACACACAUUGUGGAAGGCUGGAAAAGAUCAAAGGAUAAUUACCCUUUUAGAUUAUGAUACCCAGAGUUUCUUUCCAGCUGUGUCCACUGGAUGCCAUCUGUCCUGCGGCAGCCUUCACUGUCACUCAGGAACUGGUGUUCCAUAGCUAGAGUAUCCCUUGAGUUUUAUGCUUCCACAUAUGUUGUUGGACUCACCCACUACCUAAAGAGCGUACUAACAAAAAAAAAAAAAAAAAACACAACAAAAAAACACAACAAAAAAACCACCCCACAAACCAAGCAUACAGUUUCCAUACAAAUAACAUUAGUUUGCACAUACUUUUAUCCAUACACACACUGGUUUCCAUAUAGGAACUUUCAGGUUCACUUUACAGGGCUUUGUUUCUCAAGGGCAAAGUAAGCUAUUUAGAACUGCAGAAUAAGGAGCUAAAUGGGCUGAAUACAGAUUCCCUGUUGUACACUGAAUAUGUAAAUAUCAAUAUAUAGGAGAACAGUGCAGCUGCAGUUACAAGCACCUUUAGUUUGUAUCUAAAGACAAGCUAAAAGAAAAAGUUAUUUGAGAAAUGGUUUGUGCUUUUAAUGCACUUCAUAGGCAUAACUCUGUGUGUUACAAAAUCUAUCAUUACCACCUUAACAGAUGAUUAAGAAAUAAAUAGCAAGCUAAAAGUAAAAUCCAAUCCAAACUCCCUGGCUCCCAGCUGUCUCAGUUUGCUACAAUGACUCUUCCACUAUUUGUGCUUUUUGGAGGGGUUUAGAUUUCACCACCCCUUACUGCACAUGCUAAAAGAUGACAUAAGGCUCCAGCCAACUAACUUUUCGUGUAGCUUCUUCCCAGAUAAUCCCUACUGCUAAGUCUCAUUUGGAACAUCAGAGCACCAAUAACUUAGUAAGAGUAACUAGACAGCUGUGCUAACAGCUUCCAAGUCUUUCACUACUUCUGAGCUAUGAAAGCUUUUCAGCUAUGAAUGGGAAGAGCAUUUCAAAAGAGUGGAUGUUAUUUUAAAGAUUCUACCAAUUCUCACACCAGCACAUGCUCUCUUGAGAAUUCACUGCAUUUACCUUUCCUUUCUAUCCCUAAUAAAAUUACUGUGCUUUAGAGACAGCCCAUCUUUACAAAGCAAUGAAAUAUUGUGGUUCUAUUAAAAGAAAAACUUCAUGAGAGCAACAGUUGUCCAUUAAGUACUGCACUACUUAUGGGUAACAUUAUUCUCCUGUCAAGUUUCUUGAUGCAUCAGUCCCUGAAAGAUAAAAGUGUUAGUAUUCAUCUGAAGUUCAGGAAGAUUUCUGUUAAACUAGGUAAAUUAGAAACUCAAGGCUUUUUGUUUCUCUAAAAUACCCAUGAACACACACAAAAACAUUUGAAAUGAUCAGAACAUGAGUGGAUACUGAAAAAUGUCUCCGAGAACAAACCAGAAUAUAUUCCAGUACAGUUAUGUACAAGGAAUUGCACCUCUGGACAGGAACUCUUUACAAGGAUGCCCCUCAGUCCUCUAUCCAGACUUGCCAUGCCUUAUAAUUAACUUUUUCAAAGAUGGUCUCUAUGGAAAUUUGCCCAAAUAAGGCUAGAGACUAAACAGGCAGUAUCAUCCAUUAACAUUACUUUAUUCCAUCUCUAAAUUUUUUGCCUCCCCUAAUGUCCAACUUUAAAGAAAAUUAAUUACCCAUUUGACAAGUAAUUUUUUCCAAAACUUCCAAGGAUUGUUCAGCAGUCUAUAUCCACACAUAAACAGUAGUUUAAGGAAGUAUUGUACCUACUGGUUAUUACCCACUUAAUGCUUCCUUUUCUUCUGGCUUCUACCUCAUCUGUGUUGGACAAAAGGUGGCACAGGUGAAACAAGAGAAAGAACCAAGGAAUUCCUCUGUGCAGUGCUUGUUUCUCAAGUUGUCAGAUUCCUCAGCAUUUUUCAGCAUGUUUGUGCAUGUUUCAGCAUGCAAGGAAGAACUGAACACUCAAUUAUUCAAAAUCACCUUUUUCUCUCUGGAGCAGAACUUAGCUACAAAUCAUAUUUGGAGCUUAGAAGUUUCACUGGUGAUGAAUUCAAUUCUGGAAACAGAAACUUACAGUUAAGGAAAACUCUGGUGGGAAUGUAAGUCAAGAGGAGCAGCAGACAAGCUACAUAACACUUCCUGCAAUACUGUGUACAUGCAUGGGGUGUGUGUGUACACACCUCACAUCUCUGACUUUGCCUUGGAAAAGUCUGUAUUUCCAUGAAGUAAUUCUGUAAUUUUUGAAAUAAACCCCACAGCAUUUAAUGAUUAAAAUAACACAACAGAAUGAACAAAUGUUUUAUUGGCAUGUUCAUUGUCGUAAACAGCAUCUGGCAUGAAAAAGUUUACCAAAAUCUUUUGAUUGUUAUAAAUUAGGUGGUUUUCCAAAAACUACGGAGAAUUGUUCUCUAUUGAUCUUUAUGGACCAAAGCAGAAAGUUGCUGUUCCUAGGCUUUGCAAUGAAAUCAUGUUGACUGCAUCAGUCUUUGCACCACAACCUGAACUACCAAGUUUAUAUGCUGAGGUGUUACAAGAGGUUGCCCCAGUAUUUUACUACAUACAGCUACGGAAUCAACUCUGGAAAAAACAAAAUGACUUUCAGUGGGUGGAGAAGAUGAAAACUUGUAAUAGUCUCAAAAACAAAAUGUACAAAAAAAA
Calypte anna (Anna's hummingbird) is the source of this 4310-nucleotide messenger RNA. RefSeq names its product dickkopf WNT signaling pathway inhibitor 3 (gene DKK3). Gene Ontology annotation, molecular function: co-receptor binding; receptor antagonist activity. Gene Ontology annotation, biological process: negative regulation of canonical Wnt signaling pathway; multicellular organism development. The transcript has 7 exons. The record is from RefSeq and is a predicted model, not a curated record. Bases 116 to 1165 code for a protein of 349 amino acids. Lineage: Eukaryota; Metazoa; Chordata; Aves; Apodiformes; Trochilidae. Gene Ontology annotation, cellular component: extracellular region.